Messenger RNA from Gongylonema pulchrum, 198 nucleotides. The record is from the annotation of a GenBank genome assembly. Lineage: Eukaryota; Metazoa; Nematoda; Chromadorea; Rhabditida; Gongylonematidae.
AUGAACAACCAGGUCCAUCAUGGGCAGAUUGGACCGCAAGUUAUCCGGAUGCAUCUGGUGCGCCAAGUUCCUCGUCCAUUCGUCAACAAUCAACCGAGCCCGUUAGAUCAGGUAGAUGCACGCCUACAACCGAUUUACACGGAUCUACAACAGAAACAUGUGAAUCUGAAUCAGAAUACGAUUCGGAUUACAAUCCAA